CUUGUGUGUGAUACAGUCCAGUCCACUGUGCUGGGCUCGGCCUCCCUUGGGUGUGAUGCAGUUCACUGUGCUGGGCUCAGCCUCCCUUGUGUGUGAUACAGUCCAGUCCACUGUGCUGGGCUCGGCCUCCCUUGUGUGUGAUGCAGUUCACUGUGCUGGGCUCAGCCUCCCUUGUGUGUGAUACAGUCCACUGUAUGUGAUGCAGUCUAGUCCACUGCUGGGCUCAACCUCCCUUGAGUGUGGUGCUGGCCUCAGCUCUCCAGGUUUAGAUGCAGACUAACCUUGCCCUGACAGACCUGUAUUUUUAACUGACCAGCAUUACCUCCAGUGUUCAGAUCCUGUAUAAUCCAUAUUGCCAAGCUAAGCAAUGCAAUCUUUUAUGCUGUAGGUGGUAUUAUUAUUAUUAUUAUUAUUAUUAUUAUUAUUAUUAUAUUAUUAUUUGAAUUUCUAUGCAAGUGUCAAUGCAUAUCCUAAACCUUCUGCCUCAGUCUUAAUUUUCUAAGUUGAGGAGAGACUAUAAAACAAAAACAGUAUUAGAAUAUAUAUUUAUUGAUGUAAAUAUAUAACUUUUGCAUUUAGUUUGAGUUAAUGUAUAUUCAGGGUUAUUAAACUUUAACAAAGAGGUUGGGUGGGUGAGGGUUUUUGUCAUUUCAAAAGCAAUCUCUUGAUUUAAAUUUGUCCUGAGUUUUGAUUUUCUGGGUGAAAGGAGGUUAAUUUAACAGCCAUCUGCUUUUUAUAGAUAGAUAUGUAAAGAGAGAGGUGAAAUUGUUUGUAUCCUGUGGCAAUGAUGUUGCAUUAAAAUUAGCAGUGGAUAGCAACUUGUACAGCGCCUGUAUUUUCUCUCUGCAUAUUGUACUGGACGUGUGAGACAGAUGCACACAGACAGACGUGCAGUUUGAAGGUUGCACAAGAUAAAUGUGACGCGGGCAGGUGUUUGUGUGUGUAUAUGUAAUAUUUGUGUUGAACUAUCUUUGCUACCUAAAUUGAGCCCUUCCGUUUUAAAUUAAAAAAUAAAUAAAUAAAUAAUCUGUUAUGAUUUAUUAAAAGUUGUUAUUUUCUAGGUUUGUUCAGCCUGGUUUUUGUGUGAUUGUAAUUGUUGUGUUUGUGUUUCCGAGCUGUGUAUAACCCUGCACUGUGCUGUACUAUACUGUGAUGUAUUGCUAUAGCAGUUUAAGCGACUCCCCUAUCUUUAGCACUGGUAACCUCUGCAAAAUAAUACGAUCAGUCGGUUAUUCGAUGUAGACACAAUGUUCACGUAUAAGUUUUAAAAUACUAAACUAUACAAUUUGCAAAAUCAAUAAUAAUGAUGAGAAUAAUAAUAAUGCCAAAAAAAACAAAAAAAAAAAAAAUGACGUUAAAAUACAUCUGCAUGCACAUCAAACAAACAAAGAAGGAUCUUUGUCCAUUUCCGGAUUGGGGAAUCCGUCUAUCGUGCAGUGGGAGGCAGUGCCUUUGGCACAACUAAAUGAGAGAGAGGGAGGGACAAGGAGAGACGCACCUGCAGCCACAGCACACCUGUGUCAACCCCGGCGCUCACUUGACAGAGCCACGGCCGAGCAGCUCGCUAAUAAAGGCGAAGGCAUGGCAGGCAGGCGGAGAGGCAGAGAGCUGCUGAGUGAGGGGGGAGGCAGCCCCAGGGCAGGGGGUCGAGGCCAACAGGCAGCGGGGAGCCCCAGGUCAGGCAUAGGAGAGGCAGCGGCCAGCAACAUGCAGCAGGAGAUGCUGGAGAAAGCCAGGGAUCUGUUCCAGCUGUGUGACAAGGAGGAGAAGGGCUUCAUCACCAAGAGAGACAUGCAGCGCUUGCAGAAUGAGCUGCCCCUGACUCCGGAGCAGUUGGAGGAUGUCUUCGACAGUCUAGAUCAGGACGUGAACGGCUACCUCACCCCCCUGGAGUUCAGCAUGGGCCUGGGGAGGUUCAUCGGUGUCGAGGUGCUCCCUGAGCUCGAGGGGUCGGACUCGUCUGUCCUGGAGGACACGUUUGUCUCUGGAGGCUGGGAGGAGGACCUGUCCCUGCUGGAGGACAGUGAGGAGAGAAGCUUCUGUGUGAUGAUGCAGCAACUGGGAGCCCCGCAGGUCUUCCAAGAUCAGUCCGAGGUCAGGGAGCUGUGGGCCAGGCUGCACAGGGACCGACCAGAGCUGCUGUCUUAUUUCGAGGCGCUCCUGUCCAAGGUGUCGACUCACAUCCAGGAGGUGCACCUGGAGAAGGACUCGAUGGAGCAGGCGCUGCGCAGGAGGGAGUGUGAUCAUGACAGGGAGAUGCGCUCUCUGUACGAGGAGAUGGAACACCAGAUCACCAUCGAGAAAGACAGACUGCUGAACCAGGAUUCCCUGCGGCAGAGCGACAAGAGCCUGCAGCUGCAGAGCGAGCUGAAAAUGAGGGAGCGAGAACUGGAGGCGAUUGUGGGGAGGCAAAGACAAUUGGAGAGCCAGCUUCACGAGCUGAGCUAUGAGCAGGUGGAGACACGGGUUCAGAACGAAUGCCUUCAACACACAAACAAGCUUCUACAGGACCAGCUGGAGAGGAGCACGAGGGAGCUGGAAACAGCACAGCAUCACCUGAGACAGCUACAGGAGCAGGCUUCGAGAGAGCAGAGACAGAAAGACAGGGAUGUUGUCACAGUCUCCAGGAACAUGCAGAAGGAGAAGGAGAGUUUGUUGAAACAGCUGGAGCUGCUGAGGGAGAUGAAUAGGAAACUGCGUGAUGAGCGCGACGCCCACGAGUCCAGGAAGCUGGUUAGUGUCAGACACCGUGUCAUGACCCAGCCCCUCACACCACGCGCCGACAGUGGCCACGCCCACCACUACUGGCACCACCCCUUCAACCACGGACACAACUAGCCACGGGCUCGUGCCUUGUGGAGACUGUCCUGGUCUGGACUGGGGGAGCUGAGAUUAGGAUGGGGUUGGCACAGCUGCUGUUGGUUGUUAAUGCACCCUCAGUAAAUAUCUUGAACGUUGUUCCGAAUGGCCAUCAAUGCAUGUCCAGUUCUGCUGAGAGCAGAAGCAGCGUACCGGCGCACCCUCCUGGUAUACAUUUGAAAUGAUGCUUUGACAAGAGCUUGUGUUCCCCAGCUGAACCCCGUCCAUGUAAACCGGCUGGACUGUCAACAAGGUCGUCUGCAUUCCUUCUGAUGACUCUGAGGGUGCCUGGCAGUGGGUUUAGCAGCUGUCAGCUGAGCGUGUCGUCUGGUAAAGGAAGUUCUGUCAGACAUGCGCAGACACAAGGAAGAGAAUACGAAUAAAACUAUUCAGAUGCAGUGUGUUCGGCAUCCAGCAGGUGGCAUCAGUGUAUAUAUUGGUUGGAUUAUUUAUUAAAUGUACUGUAUAAUGGGCUAGAUUGUUAAUACACCUAUUCCCAAAAAAGCUGGUUAAA
This is a messenger RNA of Polyodon spathula (Mississippi paddlefish), 3373 nucleotides long. RefSeq names its product calcium release activated channel regulator 2B (gene cracr2b). Bases 1582 to 2838 code for a protein of 418 amino acids. The record is from RefSeq and is a predicted model, not a curated record. Gene Ontology annotation, molecular function: calcium ion binding. NCBI's taxonomy places the organism in Eukaryota, Metazoa, Chordata, Actinopteri, Acipenseriformes, Polyodontidae. The transcript has 10 exons.